GCCCCCUCAAUCUGAUUGGCUGUUACUUCUAAACAUCGUCAUGUGACAAGCAGUCCAACAAACGGACACAGGAAGACAACACGGACGCGUCCAGGAUGACAGCGGCCCUCCUGUAUUUCCUCCUGGCUGGUCCAGUGCUGCUGGUCACUGCAAGUCCAGCUCGUGACCCAAACAAUGGGACCGUACCACUGGUGCUGUGGCAUGGGAUGGGUGACAGCUGCUGCAACCCACUCAGCAUGGGGGCGAUAAAGAAGAUGAUCGAGGGGGAUAUUUCUGGCAUUUAUGUGCUCUCACUGAUGAUCGGGAAGAAUGUCAUAGAGGACACAGAAAAUGGGUUUUUCAUGGAUGUGAAUGAGCAGGUGUCCAUGGUGUGCAGCCAGCUGGCUCAGGACCCAAAGCUGAAGGGGGGCUACAAUGCGAUGGGCUUCUCCCAGGGGGCGCAAUUUCUGAGGGCCGUGGCGCAGCGUUGUCCCUCUCCACCAAUGAAAACCCUCAUCUCCAUCGGUGGCCAGCACCAAGGUGUGUACGGGCUGCCCAGGUGUCCCGGAGAAAGCUCCCACAUCUGCGACAUGAUUCGCAAAGCUCUGAACAGCGGAGCUUAUUCCGACCUGGUUCAGAAACAUCUGGUGCAGGCCCAGUACUGGCACGACCCCUUGAAUGACGACCUGUACAAGAAGCACAGUCUCUUCCUGGCUGACAUCAAUCAGGAGAGGGCUGUAAAUGAGACUUACAAGAAGAAUCUUCAGUUGCUGGAAAAGUUCGUCAUGGUCAAGUUCCUGCAGGACACCGUAGUGGAUCCUGUUGAUACAGAGUGGUUCGGAUUCCUGAAAACCGGCCAGGCCAAAGAGACUGAAACUCUGCAGGAGAGCGUUCUCUACAAAGAGGAUCGUUUGGGCCUGGCAGCGAUGGAAAAGGCUGGAAAGUUGGCUUUCCUUUCAACCCCCGGAGAUCACCUCCAGUUCACCAGAGAGUGGUUCGAUGCAAACCUGCUGCCUUAUUUACGCUAGAAGUGCUGAUGGGUGACGAUGAAUGAGACUUUAAUAAAAACAGAGCAGGGGUGCAGAAAGCACAUCAUUCCUUCUUAUUGCACUGAUCAUUUGUUGCAUGUUGUUGCCAAGAUGUUAAUUUUUAGCAGCUAAAUUUGUGUAACGGUCUACUGCUUUACUACCACUAACACAAGACUGUCACUGUUAUUUCCAGUGUGAGCUAUUCUGAUGAGGUCAAAUGGUUUUCUUAAAUGUUUUUAAUUUUUAAAUAAAUUCUUAUGUUUACCUGUUAAAUACUAAAUCUGUCUACAACUCCUAUACUUGUACAUUCAAUCCAAUAAAAAGAAAGAAAACACCCAAACAAAAUACAUUUUAUUGCAACAUUUUUAAUGAUGUCUCCAGUACUAAUGAGCAGAAUUCUGAUUUUGGACCCAAAAAAAAAAAAAAAAAAAAUAGAGAAGAGGUAAAAGAAAAGAGACAAUAUAAAAGAAAAUUCAGCAAAGAGCUUCAACAGCUACGAGAGCUGCAGAUUAACCGAAAGAGAAACGAGCGGAGAGACGUUGAUGAUGAUGAUGAUGGUGGGGGCUAAUAUUUAAGACUAUUCAGUAAUGAUCCGGAUCUAUUACAGGUGAUUACAGCUUAUACUUCCAAUCUAGAGACUGAGGUGAAGCGUUCAGCAACAAUCACUCGAUAACAUCCUCUGGUCUCUUUUUUUCCCUUUCUCGACAGCAGUAGCGAGUCGCCAUCGAUUGAAAUCUCUUUGCUCUUUACCGCAACUUUAUCUUACAUGCCUCCUUACGUGGAAUGUAUUUUUAAUACUCGGGAAUGUCCUAUGUGUAGGUUUAAGGGAAAGCACGUGGAAUGAUUUUGUCCCUCCCCCCCUUAUUAUUAUUUUUCUUUUUUUUAAAGUGUCUUUUGUUCCAACAUCAUCUAGAUGAAGAGUUUCAUGAUGUGAAAUAGACAGCGGUGUUACACAAACACUUACUUCUAUCUAUGUGCUCUUAAGAUGCUUUUUAUAUAUUAUUAUCCACAACGAAUGUUAAUAUUGUUAUAGUCAACAUCAGUGGAGGUGAUAUGGAUGUCGUUAUCCUCUGUAAAAGGGGCUUCUUUCUUUUUUUUCUUUUUUUUUACAAGUGCGUUUAAUGGAGCAGAAACGUAUCAGGCCCGCAACUUAAAAAACACCAGCUCCCUCCUGACCAGUGAGGAGGAGGAGGAGG
Thunnus maccoyii (southern bluefin tuna) is the source of this 2203-nucleotide messenger RNA. It is a transcript of the gene ppt1, whose product is annotated as palmitoyl-protein thioesterase 1 (ceroid-lipofuscinosis, neuronal 1, infantile). Bases 96 to 1007 code for a protein of 303 amino acids. Gene Ontology annotation, biological process: receptor-mediated endocytosis; protein depalmitoylation. Gene Ontology annotation, cellular component: lysosome. NCBI's taxonomy places the organism in Eukaryota, Metazoa, Chordata, Actinopteri, Scombriformes, Scombridae. The record is from RefSeq and is a predicted model, not a curated record. Gene Ontology annotation, molecular function: palmitoyl-(protein) hydrolase activity. The transcript is spliced from 10 exons.